GGCGUGGGGCGGUGGUGGUUGGCUGCCUGGAGACGGGUCCUCGGCCGUGCCUGUCAGAGUGGCUGGCGGCAGUGGCGGCUCUCCGGGGCUGGGUUGUCAGUCAGUAAGAGGAGGGGAAGAUGGCUCGCCGGGACCCGCUGUGCUGAGGAAGAAGGGAGGCAGGUGGGGGGGCAGGUGGUGCCGCCGCCAGUCGGCAGAGAGGGAGAGAGCCGAGCAGCCGCCGAAGCUGUGGGUGCGAGCGGCCGCGCGGGUCGGAGCUCCGGGAGCAGCCCUGGUUGAAGGUCUAGAGCAGAUGUGGAAAGAUGUUCACUUCAGAGAAAGGCAUCGUGGAGGAAUGGCUAUCAGAGUUUAAGACACUGCCAGAAACGUCUUUACCAGAUUAUGCCACAAAUUUGAAAGACAAGAGUUCCUUAGUUUCAUCUCUCUAUAAAGUUAUCCAAGAGCCACAAAGUGAGUUGCUAGAACCUGUCUGCCACCAGCUCUUUGAAUUCUACCGCAGUGGGGAAGAGCAGUUACUUCGAUUUACACUUCAGUUUCUCCCAGAACUCAUUUGGUGCUACCUUGCGGUCUCCGCCAGCAGAAAUGUACACAGCAGUGGAUGCAUCGAAGCUCUUCUUUUAGGGGUUUACAAUUUGGAAAUAGUUGAUAAACAGGGACAUAGCAAAGUAUUGAGUUUUACAAUUCCAUCUUUAUCCAAACCAUCUGUGUAUCAUGAACCUUCCAGCAUUGGGUCCAUGGCUCUGACGGAGAGUGCCCUCUCCCAGCACGGUUUGUCCAAGGUCGUGUACAGUGGACCUCAUCCUCAGCGAGAGAUGCUGACAGCACAGAACAGGUUUGAAGUAUUGACAUUCCUUUUGUUGUGUUACAAUGCUGCCUUAACCUAUAUGCCUGGUGUUUCUCUUCAAUCACUGUGUCAGAUUUCUUCAAGAAUCUGUGUUUGUGGAUAUCCUCGACAACAUGUUAGAAAAUACAAAGGUGUAAGUAGCAGGAUACCAGUUUCUUCAGGAUUCAUGGUGCAAAUGUUAACGGGGAUUUAUUUUGCCUUAUAUAAUGGAGAAUGGGAGCUGGCCCAGAAGGCAUUGGAUGAUAUUAUAUAUAGAGCCCAGCUAGAAUUAUAUCCAGAGCCAUUGCUGGUUGCAAAUGCAAUAAAAGCUUCAUUGGCUCAAGGUGCCAUGAAAUCUAGUAAGGAAGGUACAAGGUGUAUUCAGGUCGAAAUCACACCAACUGCCUCUAGAAUUUCAAGAAAUGCAGUAACUAGCAUGUCCAUAAGAGGCCACAGGUGGAAAAGACACGGAGACACAGAGCUAACGGGUCAAGAAGAACUGAUGGAGAUAACAGAAGUUGACGAGGGAUUUUAUUCCAGGGCUGCGUCUAGUGCCAGCCAGUCAGGUUUAUCAAACAGCAGUCACAAUUGUAGUAACAAGACAAGCAUGGGGAAGAACCAGAGACGGUCGGGAGGGAGCAAGCCUGCAGGAAGAGACAAAGAGGCGGCCGGAGAAAGCUGCAAAGAUCAUUUUGCACGAAAGCAAACCCAGAGGGCCCAGAGCGAGAACCUCGAGCUCCUGUCUUUGAAGAGGCUGACGCUGACCACCAGCCAGUCUCUGCCCAAGCCCAACAGCCACGGCUUGGCCAAAACAGCGGCCACUGUGUUUAGCAAGUCCUUUGAACAAGUCACCGUCCCGCAGAAUCCACCACCUGCCAUCGCUUGCGGGCCUGGGACGGAAGCCAAUAGGUUUUCCGCUUGUAGCCUGCAAGAAGAGAAGCUGGCUUAUGUCUCAGAAAGAACUGAACUUCCGGUGAAGCAUCAGCCGGGAGCACAAAGACCGCCUAGUAUUAGCAUCACCUUAUCCACGGAUUAGCCUGUCACGUUUUUCUCUCUUAUGCUAGGGAUUCUGGCGCCGCAAUGUGGCUUUUGAUGAAAGCAGCAUGGGUCUCUCGUGCCUGCUCCUGACACGAGUUCCGUGGUCUUAAAUGCUGGAGGCGCCCUUGACUUUACGAAGGGAAUGAUGUCUAGAUGGCAGUAAGUGGAAACACAGUUUGGUGAUUUCCUGGUUAUGUGUUUAUUUUCUCCCUCUUUGGGUUUGAAUCUUUUUAAAUUUCCUUUCUUGUGACUUGCCCUGGGAGUUGUCACUGUGGCAACAAAUUUCAGCAAGUAAACUAAAGCAUCAAGAUCAAGAUGGCUAGAUGUCAUGUGAGGGUGUGAAUUGGUGGGAUUUUUUUGUUUGUUUGUUUGGUUGGUUUUUGUCUUUUUUUUUUUU
Ochotona princeps (American pika) is the source of this 2258-nucleotide messenger RNA. It is a transcript of the gene HYCC1, whose product is annotated as hyccin PI4KA lipid kinase complex subunit 1. Lineage: Eukaryota; Metazoa; Chordata; Mammalia; Lagomorpha; Ochotonidae. Gene Ontology annotation, cellular component: plasma membrane. Gene Ontology annotation, biological process: protein localization to plasma membrane; phosphatidylinositol phosphate biosynthetic process. The record is from RefSeq and is a predicted model, not a curated record. The transcript is spliced from 11 exons. Bases 303 to 1859 code for a protein of 518 amino acids.